Zasmidium cellare ATCC 36951 is the source of this 1167-nucleotide messenger RNA. RefSeq lists its product as uncharacterized. The record is from RefSeq and is a predicted model, not a curated record. Lineage: Eukaryota; Fungi; Ascomycota; Dothideomycetes; Mycosphaerellales; Mycosphaerellaceae. Gene Ontology annotation, molecular function: carboxylic ester hydrolase activity. The transcript is spliced from 3 exons. The coding region runs from base 1 to 1167 and encodes 388 amino acids.
AUGUCUUUGUCUACCACAUCCCUAAUCACCUAUUUAGGGAACAGUACGGAAGAGGAAGCCAUAUUCCAGAAUGGCCAGGCUCGGGAGGCCGACUAUCCCAACACCGCGACCAAACUUGAUGGCGACUGGCAACACUACCCUCCUAGUUCUCCCGAGAUCUCGUACAAAGGUCGCUGGGAUAGUCAGUACAUCUCGUGGUGGUCUGCUCCAGGCCUGAAAUUUGGCUUCGAGGCCGACAACGUAGCUUGCACCUUCGGGGGUCACACGUCUGCAGGAGUUCUUGUUGCGUAUCGAUUGGACGGCCAGGACUGGAUGUUGACUAAUGUCACUGCCAACUCAACGCACCUCUUGAUAAUGCCACGAACACCUGGGUGGAACUUGACCACGUCCAGCACACGAACCUUGGAAUUGCACGUGACCAAUUGGGCCCUCGGCGUCCAGCUUGCUCAAGUCCAUCUUUCAGGAGGCCCAGCACGGCUCGUCCGCAUUCCUGACUACAGUCGUCGGAUGCAAUUCAUCGGCGAUUCACUCACCGCUGGCUAUGCGGCUACGUUCGAGGGCAUCAGCACGUACGCCUGGGGCCUUGGAUAUGGCUUUGGCGACACCGAGUUCAGUAUCACGGCCUUUCCUGGCAUUUGCGUCACGGAUCGGCCAUGCCAUGGUAACAGCCGUGGGCAGUCGUUCCAGUGGAGUAAGACGGUUGAUACCAGUCAACGUGCUAUAGACAUGUACGGCGAUAGCCCACCGGACUGGGAUUUCGGCCUUCGCCCACCUCCAGAUAUUACCGUCAUCAACAUUGGCACCAACGAUAACGCAACCGACAUCAAUGUCUCGUCUGAUCAGUUCUACAACGCUUACGUCAGCCUCAUUCAACAGGUCCAUACGACAUGGCCCAAAUCCCAUAUCAUAGUACAGUCACUGUGGAAGGGCUGGGCCCGCACUAACAGCACGUGGACGGAGCAGAGCGGCUUCUACUACGAGAUCCAAGAUGUUGUGAAGCAUUUCAACGGCGGCAGGCUUAACAAGAAAGGGGGUGAAGGGUUCGUCUACUACUUUAACACCACGGGCAUUAUGCAACACAACGACUACAGUCCCGCGAACCAUCCAACAGACGUUGGACACGUCAAGGUCGCGAGCCACCUGAUGGAGUAUAUUGCUUGUUUUUGA